AUGACAGUUCAUUUGUUUGGGGGCGUUUGGAGUCCAAGUUGUGCAAGUUUUGCCGUGAGACGCACUGCUGAGGACCAUAGAGCUCAUUUUAAUCCCGAAACAAUAAGGACAAUCUUGGAAAAUCUGUAUGUGGAUGAUUGUUUGAAAUCUGUAGCCUCUGUAUCCAAAGCAAUUAAUCUCGUGAAGGAGUUGUGUGAACUGCUCCAGAGAGGAGGUUUCAAACUUACCAAGUGGAUCAUCAACUCCCGGGAAGUACUAGAUUCCAUCCAUGCAGAGAGAAGAGCAAAGGAGGUCAAGGACGUUGAUCUUGGAAGUAAUGUUCUUCCACAGGAGCGAGCGUUAGGCGUUAGCUGGAACACUGAAUCUGACAAAUUUGGAUACCUGUUCAUGCCAAAGAACAAGCCAACUACACGAAGAGGUAUAUUAAGUGUCAUCAGUUCAAUUUAUGAUCCUUUUGGAUUUAUAUGCCCAGUUACUCUGCAAGCUAAGAAAAUCUUUCAACGUGAGUGCAGACUGAAGAAAGGAUGGGAUGAUCUACUGGAAAAAUGUCAUGAGGAAAAAUGGAUUGAAUGGAUUCAGAAACUUUCAAGGAUUGAACAGUUGACAAUUACACGUUGUGUGUCUCCCUUUGACUCUGAUGAUUUAUUGAAAUAUGAUCUACAUCAUUUCUCUGACGCUUCCAUGGAAGGAUAUGGAGCAGUGUCAUACCUGAGGAUUGUCAAUUCUGAUGGCAGAAUCCACUGUGCUAUAUUGAUGGGAAAGGCCAGGCUAGCACCUAUGAAACAAAUAACAAUACCAAGGCUUGAACUCUCAGCAGCAGUCAUUUCUGUAAAACUGGAUCAAUUAUUACGUCAGGAACUGAGACUCAAGAUAAGUAGUUCUACCUUCUGGUCAGACAGCAUGGUUGUUCUUCACUACAUCAAAAGUGAUUCACAUCGCUUCCAUACAUUUGUGGCAAACAGGAUAGCUGUUAUUCAUGAAGGAUCCACAGCUGACGACUGGCGUUAUGUUGAAUCCAAACUUAACCCUGGAGAUGACGCAUCCCGAGGUCUUAAUGCAGAUGAGAUGAUUUCGCAAGAAAGAUGGAUGAAAGGGCCAGACUUCCUCUGGCUGGAUGAAUCUGCAUGGCCGACUAUUCCAGAAGCAUUUGAGUUGCCAGAAAGAGAUUUGGAACUAAAGAGACCCAAAGUGUACUUUGUUCAAGGUGAUGUCAAACAUGGAUGUACUAACAGGUUACUGGAACGGUACUCAUCAUGGUACAAGUUAAAGAGAGCUGUAGCUUGGAUCUUGCGACUGAAACAGUGCCUAUUGAUAAGGUAUAGAAAUAUGAAAUCUGAUCAAAGAGUUUCAAAGAAUCCACUAACUGUUGAAGAAAUCAGAACUGCUGAGUAUGAGGUGGUGAAGUUUCUUCAAAGAUGUCAUUUCUCUGAUGAGAUCAAUGAUCUUACAGGAGGUCACCCUGUGAAGAAAACUAGCUCAAUUUACAGGCUCGAACCUGUGAUUAACUCUCACGGAAUCAUGUUUGCUGGAGGCCGUCUCAAGUACGCCGAAAUACCAGAACAGGCUAAGCAUCAGAUGAUUCUCCCUAAAGCACAUCAUGUUGCCAGGCUGAUUGGACAUCACUAUGAUGAGCUUCUUGGCCAUUCCGGGAGGGAACAUGUCUUAUCUCAGAUGAGACAAAGGUUCUGGAUUAUCAGUGCUCGUGCGACAAUAAAUGAGAUUCUGAGAAACUGUACAUUGCAAGCGUGUACAAGGUCUGAAGAAUAUCCAAAGAAUGGCUGA
Haliotis rubra (blacklip abalone) is the source of this 1782-nucleotide messenger RNA. RefSeq lists its product as uncharacterized. The coding region runs from base 1 to 1782 and encodes 593 amino acids. The transcript has a single exon. The record is from RefSeq and is a predicted model, not a curated record. NCBI's taxonomy places the organism in Eukaryota, Metazoa, Mollusca, Gastropoda, Lepetellida, Haliotidae.